UACCCUACACACAACCCUCAUGUGUCACCACAUUAUAAGCAUAUUAUAACAGGACUAUCCGUUUAUUUUCACCCCUUUUUCUAGAGAGAGAACCCAUGAAUUCCACUUUCUAGAGUGAGAAAGUGAAAUCUUUUCAAGAAGCUUCAAAUUGCUACUCACUAUAUUGAGGGAUCAGAGGUGUUUGUAAAGGUCGAAUCCGAGGCGAAUUGCUUUCGGUUUGUAGAAACUGUAGUGUUUCAAUUGUCUUAUAUAAGACCAAUUGAAAGUGAUUGUACUUUAGUAUGCAAGAGCUCGGGUUCGAAAAAAAAAGUCUGAGGAUAGCUUUUGAGGAAAUAAAUUGUCUAAGCAAUGCAUAACACCAAUAUGAAGAAGCCUCUUUCUGAUAUCGAAGUUCCCAAGCAGACUAGGCAUAUCGUCAGUUGGUCUCCGGAGGAAGAUGAUAUAUUACGGGAACAAAUCAGAAAUCAUGGAACUGACAAUUGGGCAAUUAUUGCUUCAAAGUUUAAAGAUAAGACAACUAGACAGUGCAGAAGAAGGUGGUACACUUAUUUGAAUUCUGAUUUUAAAAAAGGAGGUUGGUCACCAGAGGAAGACAUGCUUCUGUGUGAGGCUCAAAAAAUAUUUGGCAACAGAUGGACUGAAAUAGCAAAAGUUGUUUCCGGCAGAACUGAUAAUGCUGUAAAAAAUCGAUUCUCUACCUUAUGUAAGAAGAGAGCAAAAGCUGAAGCCUUGGCAAAAGAAAACAACCCUUCUUACAUAAAUCUAAAUAACAAGAGGGUUAUAUUUCAAGAUGUGUCUAGUGCAGAUGGAUUAUCAGAAAAUGGAGCGCCUUUGAGAAAAAUAAGGCGGGACCACAUAUUGAAUUUGACAGAGAAUUGCAAUCCUAAUAUAAGACUAGAAGUGGAAUGUGCAAAAGUGAAUCCCCAAGUAAGACCUCCGUUAGCGGAACUGGCUCAAAACUUCGAAACAGUGAGGGCCUUGCCAACUCAAAAUUGCUCCAAAAUCACCAAGGAUAUCAAAGAUGGUGCAGUGAAUAAUGACUUAACUCAAGGAAUGUAUCUCAAGAAGGAUGACCCAAAGCUUAUUGCAUUGUUGCAACAGGCGCAGCUGCUAAGUUCACUUGCUGUCAAAGUAAACACAGAGAACACAGACCAGAGUCUUGAAAAUGCUUGGAAGAUUCUUCAAGAUUUUCUGAAUCAAAGCAAAGAUGGGGAUAUGAUCAGAUUAAGAAUAUCUGAUAUGGAUUAUGAACUAGCAAACUCUAAAGUCUUAACCGAGGAUUUGAAGAGUGGUAAAGAAGACAGUCCUCUAUCUUGGAGGCUAUCAGAUUUAUAUGUAGACUCUCCCGAUAGCUCCGAGUAUAGUACUGGAUCAACUCUGUUGAACCAUGUAGCAGGUGAAAAAAUAUCAUGCAGUGAAGCUGUACAUAGUUUAGUAGCUGAACCACAACCAACUUACAUAGGAGAUCACAAAAUCCUUGCUGAUGUUGCUAAAGAAGUUAUCUGUGUUGCACCUUCCAAUCAAAGUGAAAAAAUAUUAAAGCCAGAUACUUUACCAUCUUGUAGUAAUCCAGAAACUGAUGAUGAAGUUAUUUGUGCCAUCUCAAAUUCCCAGUUCAGUUCUCCGAUCCAGAUAACUCCGUUGUUCAAUUCAUUGGCAUCAGGGAUUCCUAGCCCACAGUUUUCAGAAAGUGAGAGGCACUUCCUACUAAAAACACUGGGCGUAGAUUCCCCGUUGCUGAAUACAGGCGCUAAAGCCAUACAAUCUCCACCUUGCAAAAGGGCGCUACUCCAAAGUCUCUGAACAACCCCUGAACCAAUUUACCUGCAGAAAAUUAUGGAAUUUACAGCAAUUGUGUAGAGUUUGUCCUUUUUCCUUGGAUCGCAGUCAUUCCAGUCUGAACUUUUUACAGAGUGGUCUCCUAAAGAUUUGGACAUGACCCUAGCAUGCAAUGGUGCAUACUAGCGUCAAUUGAAAGAUCUCGUUGUGCCUUCUGCGUUCUUGUUUAAACUACCAACCCUAAUACCCACAUUGAUAUCCGGUGUGCUUUGUUAGUGUCAUUCUUUUGUUUAUCUUUGUCUGGGAUAUGAAUUCGGUAUUCAGUCCCAAAUUUAUUGGCCUUGAUUUCCUACAUGUACAGAACCUGCAAAUAAUUUCGUAGUCUUCUUAAGAGUGUAACUAUACAUUGGCACAUCGCCAAUACUUGCCCUUAUAGAAAAAGGAUGAAAUAAGGGGAGAUAGUAAAAUAUAGAGAGUUGAUAGUAAAUUGUGUCUUGGGUGUGCAGAGAGUUAUGGUAUAACUGGGCUUGUUUUCCUAUGUGAAAUAACAUACAUUGAUUUGAGUAGAAACUGUGAUUUACAUAUAUGAUUCAUUUGCAGAA
Messenger RNA from Daucus carota subsp. sativus, 2381 nucleotides. Its product is annotated as transcription factor MYB124. Gene Ontology annotation, molecular function: DNA-binding transcription factor activity, RNA polymerase II-specific; RNA polymerase II cis-regulatory region sequence-specific DNA binding. The transcript is spliced from 13 exons. Gene Ontology annotation, cellular component: nucleus. The record is from RefSeq and is a predicted model, not a curated record. Bases 349 to 1803 code for a protein of 484 amino acids. Gene Ontology annotation, biological process: regulation of DNA-templated transcription. NCBI's taxonomy places the organism in Eukaryota, Viridiplantae, Streptophyta, Magnoliopsida, Apiales, Apiaceae.